Molecule: messenger RNA, 4728 nt
Organism: Ceratotherium simum simum (southern white rhinoceros)
Lineage: Eukaryota; Metazoa; Chordata; Mammalia; Perissodactyla; Rhinocerotidae
Source: RefSeq, a predicted model, not a curated record
AGGGUGCUCAGAACCGGGAUGGGGGACACCCCAGGCAGAGGAGGAGCCCAGAGGCGGCGUCCGCACAAUCCUGGACGGUCUGAGAAGUAUGAGCUGAGGCCAGAAGGGCCCGCCGGCAUGGGCAGCCUCGCCUACCGAGAAGACCUUGAGGAGGAAGAGAAGAACUCAGGGUUCACCUGGGAGGUGAAGGCCAACAGCCGGGCCUACAACAACCAGUUCAAGGAGAAGGGCUUCCUGUGCUGGCAGAGGCGCAAGUACAAGACCAAUGUUAUCCACACGGCCAAGUACAAUGUCUUCUCCUUCCUGCCCUUGAACCUGUACGAGCAGUUUCGCCAAGUGUCCAACCUCUACUUCCUUCUUAUCAUCGUCCUCCAGAGCAUCCCCGAGAUCUCCACGCUGCCCUGGUUUACGCUCUUUGUCCCGCUUGUGUGCCUCCUGGUCAUCCGGGCCACCCGAGAACUGGUGGACGACAUCGGGCGACACAGGAGCGAUAGAAUCAUCAACAACAGGCCCUGCCAGAUCCUGGUGGGGAGGAGCUUCCAGUGGAGGAAAUGGAAGCAUCUGUGCGUGGGGGACGUGGUCUGUCUGCACAGAGACAGCAUCGUCCCGGCCGACCUGCUCUUGCUGGCCAGCACGGAGCCCAGCAGCCUGUGCUACGUGGAGACGGCCGACAUCGACGGGGAAACCAACUUGAAGUUCAGGCAGGCGCCGAUGAUCACCCACCACGAGCUGACCAGUGUAAGGAACAUGGCGUCCUUCCAAGGCAAGGUGGUGUGUGAGGAACCCAACAGCCGGAUGCACCACUUCGUCGGGUGCCUGGAAUGGACCGGCAAGAAAUAUCCCCUGGACAGCGGCAACAUCCUCCUGCGUGGCUGCAAGAUCCGAAACACAGACACCUGCUACGGACUGGUCAUCUAUGCCGGUUUUGACACAAAGAUCAUGAAGAACUGUGGCACGAUCCAUCUGAAGAGAACCAAGAUAGACCACAUGAUGAACAGGCUGGUGGUCCUGAUCUUCCUGUCCCUGAUAGUGAUCUCGGCGGGGUUGACCUUGGGCUUCUGGUACAAGGCAAAGGAGUUGAAGGGCAAGCACCACUACCUGCCCACCAACGAUAUGCCCAGCGUGGCGGCCGAGUCCUUCCUCAUCUUCUGGGGCUUCCUCAUCCUGCUCAGCGUCAUGGUGCCCAUGGCCAUGUUCAUCAUAGCCGAGUUCAUCUACCUGGGGAACAGCAUCUUCAUCAACUGGGACGUGCAGAUGUACUACGAGCCGCACGACACGCCAGCCAAGGCCCGCAGCACCAGCCUCAACGACCAGCUGGGCCAGGUGGAGUACAUCUUCUCCGACAAGACGGGCACGCUCACCCAGAACAUCAUGACCUUCAAGAAAUGCUGCAUCAACGGCGUCAUCUACGGUGGGGACCGCCCCCCCGCGCCCCUCCCCCGGGGCCCCGCCCGGCCCCCCAGCCCUCCCCACCACAGCCAGGACAGGCCCCGGGGUGCAGGAGGGGCCCCGGGGGGCUUCUGGGUCUCCUGGAUGCCCCCCCCCGCCCCCCGCCCAGCACUGCCGCUCACAUCAGAGCCCCAGCACCGCAGCCGUGUGGCUCGUCUCCCUUGGGGGUCCGCAGACUUUUCCUGUGAAGGGCCAGCCAGUCAAGCGGCCUGUCCCCUCACCGCCCCGCAGGAGAACCCCUACCUCUGGAACACGUUUGCCAACGGGAAGUCGUUCUUCCACAAUGCGGGGCUCCUGCAGGCCGUGCGCGGCAACCAGGACGCGAUGGUGCGGGAGUUCUGGCGGCUGCUGGCUGUCUGCCACACGGUCAUGGUGCAAGACAAGAACAACCAGCUCGUGUACCAGGCGGCGUCCCCCGACGAGGAGGCGCUGGUCACGGCGGCCCGGAACUUCGGCUACGUGUUCCUGGCGCGCACGCAGGACAGCAUCACGGUGUUGGAGCUGGGCGAGGAGCGGAAGUACCAGGUCCUGGCCAUGAUGGACUUCAACAGCGUCCGCAAGCGGAUGUCGGUGCUGGUCCGGAACCCCGAGGGCUCCAUCUACCUCUACACCAAAGGCGCCGACACGGUCAUCUUUGAGCGCUUGCACGUGACAGGCGAAGUGGAGUGGACCACGGAGGAAGCCUUGGCCUCCUUUGCUGAGCAGACCUUGCGGACGCUGUGCCUGGCCUACAAGGAGGUGGACGAGGAUGCGUACCAGGAGUGGCGCCAGCGCCACCAGGAGGCCAGCAUCCUGCUGCAGAACCGGGCCCACGCCCUGCACCAGGUGUACGAGGAGAUGGAGCAGAACCUCCAGCUGCUGGGAGCCACAGCCAUCGAGGACAGACUCCAGGAUGGCGUCCCCGAGACCAUCCAGUGUCUGAAGCAGGGAAACAUCAAAGUGUGGGUACUCACAGGGGACAAGCAAGAGACGGCGGUGAACAUCGGCUUUGCCUGCCGGCUGCUCUCAGAGGACAUGCUCAUUCUGGAGGAGAAGGAGAUAAUUCGGAUCCUGGAGGCCUACUGGGAGAGCAACAACAACCUGCUGGGAGGCGAGCAGUGUCUGAAGAACGCGUUCCUGCCACAGGUCAAGAUGGCCAUGGUCAUUAACGGCGAGUUCCUGGACCAGCUGCUGCUGUCGCUGCGCAAGGAGCCGCGGGCGCUGGUCCACAGCGUGAGCACGGACGUGGAAGAGCCCUGGCAGGAGCCCGGCGAGCAGAGGACCGACUUCCUGCAGGCCCGGCGGCUGUCGCUGAUGUGGCGGACCCUCGGGAUGCCGCUGAGGAGCACCGGGCUGGCGCCGCAGGCCAAGACCGCGCGCGCCCGCGAGAGCCCCGAGGUGCGGCGGGAGCGCGCCUUCGUGGACCUGGCCUCGCGGUGCCAGGCGGUCAUCUGCUGCCGGGCGACGCCCAAGCAGAAGGCCUUGAUCGUGGCGCUGGUCAAGAAAUACCAGCACGUGGUGACCCUGGCCAUCGGGGACGGCGCCAACGACGUCAACAUGAUCAAGACCGCGGACAUCGGCGUGGGGCUGGCGGGUAAGGAGGGCAUGCAGGCGGUGCAGAACAGCGACUUCGUGCUGGCCCAGUUCUGCUUCCUGCAGCGGCUGCUGCUGGUGCACGGACGCUGGUCCUACCUGCGCGUCUGCAAGUUCCUGCGCUACUUCAUCUACAAGACGCUGGCCAGCAUGAUGGUCCAGGUCUGGUUCGCCUUCUACAGCGGCUUCAGCGCCCAGCCUCUAUAUGAAGGCUGGUUCCUGGCGCUCUUCAAUCUUCUCUACACCACCCUCCCGGUUCUCUACAUUGGCCUUUUCGAGCAGGACGUGAGCGCUGAGCGGAGUCUGGAGUUGCCGGAGCUGUACAUCGCGGGCCAGAAGGACGAGUUCUUCAACUAUGGAGUCAUUCUCCAAGCCAUCGCCCACGGCACGGCCACCUCCCUAGUCAACUUCUUCAUGACCCUGUGGAUCUGCCAAGACUCAGGCGGGCCUGUCAUCUCCGGCGACUAUCAGUCGUUCGCUGUGGUUGUGGCCCUAUCGAGCCUGCUGUCCAUCACUGUGGAGGUCAUCCUCAUCAUCAAAUACUGGACGGUCCUGUUCGUGCUGGCCAUUGUCCUCAGCUUCUGUUUCUAUGUGGUCAUGACUGCACUCACCCAGAACUUCUGGUCCUUCCAAAUCUCCCCCAAGACCUUCUCGUUUCUGUACGCUGACCGCAACGUGCUGUCCCAGCCUCCCAUCCUGCUGGUGAUCCUGCUGAACGUGUCGUUGAACACGCUGCCUGUGCUGGCCUUCCGUCUCAUUCACCGAGCCCUCAAGAAGCCACACCCCAAGGAGGAGGUGGAGGCCCCAAGUGAGGAGAUCAUCACCGUGGAACCGAUGCCCUACCUACGCCGGGAGUCACGCACCCGGCGCUCUAGCUAUGCCUUCUCCCACCGCGAGGGCUACGCGGACCUCAUCACGCAGGGCACAAGUCUGUGGAAGACACCAGGGGUCAACAGUGACAUGCUGGCUGAUCAAAAGAUCCCAUCCGAUGAAGAACUCUCCUUGAGCAUCAAGGAGUCACCCUGGUUCUCCAGGAAGAUGUCAUUCCUGGGGAGGAAGAGGCGCCAGCACCGGGGGAAGGUGUCCUCCGAGGACACGCAGCCCGCCACCACGAUGAGCUCCUCCUUCACUGUGGAUGUGCAAUCCUCUUAUCUGGAUAACCAAGUGUCUCUCACCAGAAACGUGGCUCCCAGCACUAACUGGAAACCCAGAUCUUUCCAGGAGAAUUUGCCCAUAAAGCAGGAAAGGUCACUCUCGUAUGGGCAGUGGCCAUAUUCUCAUCCCAAGAGUCUGACACUGACCAGGAAGAGGCCACUCUCUCUUCAGGAGAUGCCACCAUCACCCAGAGAAAGCCAGCUGUCACUUUCUGAGAGUCAGCCAACGCCUUUGGGCCAGCUGUCUUUGGAGAGCCAGCCAGCACCCCUGGAAGAGAAGAAGGCCUUUUGGAGUGUCUCACGGUCAUCCUGGAAGAUCUGGCCUUUCUGGCAAAAGGAGCUCAAGUCCCCCAAGGAGGGGACAGCGUCACUUCCCAAUGAGACCCAUCCUACCCUGGUGGAAACUACGCCACCCUCUACGGGAGAAUCAUCCACAGAUGAGCAGCCCAUGGAGGUGGCGCCCUUGCCCUCGGAGGGGCAGCUGGUGCCCAGUGAGAGCCAAGUUCCACCUGACCUGGGGGGGCAGCUGCCCUUGCCUCACAAGGAGCAGUGA